This is a messenger RNA of Lasiosphaeria miniovina, 471 nucleotides long. RefSeq lists its product as uncharacterized. The coding region runs from base 1 to 471 and encodes 156 amino acids. The record is from RefSeq and is a predicted model, not a curated record. The transcript has 3 exons. Lineage: Eukaryota; Fungi; Ascomycota; Sordariomycetes; Sordariales; Lasiosphaeriaceae.
AUGGAACCGCCACCACCAGCAGCACCAGCCCCACGGCAGCCGCCAGCCAUCAACUAUGUGCUGGGGUUCCUCAUGGUCGGGCUGGCCUGGGGCCUGACGACGCCCUUCAUCCGGCGGGCAGCCAAGGAGCACCGCCCAGGCGCGCACCAGCUGCUCGAGUCGGACGCCGUCAGGAACAGCUGGGUCCGGAGCAAGCUGUUCGGCGCCCUAUUCGCCGUCGUCGACCUCCUGCGCAACCCGCGCUAUGCGGUCCCGCUACUGUUGAACCUGACGGGUAGCGUGUGGUUCUUCCUGUUGAUUGGCAAGGCAGAGCUGAGUCUCACCGUGCCGAUUGUCAACACCUUGGCCUUUCUGUUCACCGUCAUUGGUGAGUGGUGGCUUGAGAGGAAAGUCAUUAGUCGAGAUACGUGGAUUGGAAUGACUCUGUCUCUUGGCGGUAUUGCGCUAUGUGUUCACAGCAAGAAUAAUUAG